This is a messenger RNA of Exophiala xenobiotica, 1834 nucleotides long. RefSeq lists its product as uncharacterized. The transcript has 2 exons. The record is from RefSeq and is a predicted model, not a curated record. The coding region runs from base 467 to 1264 and encodes 265 amino acids. Gene Ontology annotation, molecular function: protein binding. NCBI's taxonomy places the organism in Eukaryota, Fungi, Ascomycota, Eurotiomycetes, Chaetothyriales, Herpotrichiellaceae.
GAACUUCCUCCGCUUUUCCUGGUCCUUGUCGACCUCGUAUCCUUGCUCGAUCAUUACUCGAUCCUGGCUCGACCAUGCCGCUUAUCCCCACGAUGAUGGUCUUUCGUCCACUUACGAUCGUCAUCGCCAGCGCCAGUCGCUCAGACGAGGCCCCAAUGUGGCUUGACUCUGACGUCUUUUCCUCCUCGCUGGUCGAAAUAUCACUGUGACAAGGUACAAGGGUCAAUGAGGAUGCUCAACUCGCCAGCCAUCUUCCCUUCCUGCCUGUCGCUCGCUCUUUCGUGACGUCCGUUUCCCUUUUAUAUCGACGUUCUCGUCUUCUUUUCUCUUCUUCAGGCUGAUUAUCCGUUUGCUGUUGCUGUGUCGUUGUCGCGCACCCACCGUCUUGGUACGUUCGACAGAUUUCACCACUGCGCUACAUCGGAACCACCAUUUGCGCCGAUCCCGACGCAAGCCGCUUUGAGCCAUGGAAAACGAACCCGUUCAGAACCAGGAGCAGAAGAAGGAAAAGCCUCUUCAUGAGCUCCUCACCUCCUCGGUCGUAGACAUAUACGUUGGUCCCGAGUCCACGCAUUGGACUAUCCACGAAAGACUUCUCUGCUACCAUUCGCCCUACUUCGCAUCCAUCUUUUAUGCCGACGACAAGAAUGAAGAGAAGAAGACCCGCGGAAACAAGUCAUACGGUCUCCCGGAUGAGGACGACUACCCGUUCGAGCUCCUUGUGGGGUGGCUGUACUCGAAAUCUAUACGUCCACCAAAGACCGAGAAAGACAUUGGUCCCCUUCUUGAACUCUACCUGCUCUCCGAGAAAUUCGAGAUGAAGAAACUCGGGACCGACGUCGUAGAGGUUGUCAGGGACUUCUACCACAACACUUCCACUUACCCUGGCCUCCGAAGGGUGCAAUUCAUCUACUCGGAGACGGAUGAAGAUAAUGAAAUGCGCGAGAUGAUGGUAUCAUCAGUGGCUCGUCAAUUGACCACCAGCGACAAGAUUCCAGCACACUGGGCCAAGGCACUGCAGCGCAACGGACAGUUGGCAGUGGACAUCAUCCGAGCCAUCCAACAGUGGCACAUUGAAGAGCGCAGCAUUCCCGACGCGAGAGACACCAGCUCCAAUCGAGGCAGGCAAGCGAACGGCGGUGGCUUCAGCGCGAUUGAGCGAGGCGGCGACUCGACCGAGACCGUUGACACAAACUUGGGCGUCGAGAGCCUGAACAGUGGAGCGAGUGAUACACCCAACGUCAAGAGCGAUGCUGAAGAGUAAGUCUGUCUGCUGUGUACUGCACCUUAUCCGGGGCAAAUAGGCGUCUCACUCUCUUCCGCUGCCGCGGGAAGAUUGCAGAGGCGUCUCUUGCUCCGGCGCCCAAGCAGCGAAUGUAAUUGAAGCUGAACGCAAGCCCUCCGAUUUUAAAGCAUCUUGUCGCGCAGUUCAAGUUCGAGACCACCAGAAUCACGAGUUGACCCACCCGAUAAAGGUGGAUGUUUGAGUAAAAGCUCUGGGGAUGAGAGGGAGGAAGGCAAUCAUGAACCAGUCUCAGAAAACAACAGGGUGACAGCAAGCAAAAGGGAAUCCAGAUUCAAGGCGUUUCAGCAAGGGUUGAGGUUGAUUUCCGCCAGCCGGACGGAAAGCAUGUUCCUGCUUUCCGCAUGGUUGAUGUAUUUUAUAUAUAAUGUCGGCGCAUUCGGCAAAGGUGGCACUUGGAGCUAAAAGUCGUUGGGAAUCGAUAAUGUUUGAUCUUGCCCGUAGCCGACGUUGGCAUCUUGAUCUCGCUGAAGCAAACAGUGGCAGUGAUAAGCGAGACUCUCGUUCGGCUACGAGUCCAACUUGACUGAC